Messenger RNA from Ceratitis capitata (Mediterranean fruit fly), 970 nucleotides. RefSeq lists its product as hypothetical. Bases 292 to 615 code for a protein of 107 amino acids. The transcript is spliced from 4 exons. The record is from RefSeq and is a predicted model, not a curated record. NCBI's taxonomy places the organism in Eukaryota, Metazoa, Arthropoda, Insecta, Diptera, Tephritidae.
GCUGUAAUGGUCAAUAGACCAGCUCGGUAGUUUGCCUCAGUAGACGCACUCGCAUAGUACACUGAAAAUUCGUUCGCUAAUCAAUGAACUUUUCUGUUUCGUUUCUGUUUUCUUCUAUUCGUUAGUCAACGCGUAUUUUCAAUCUUCGUGUAGUAAAUGUGAUCGUUAAAAUACGAAAAUCAUCGACAUCGACUGGUAGCGAGACGUGCGUUAGUCCAAUGCUGCACUACAGAGGAGUAGUUCUAUAGGUACUCCAAAGGACUUUAUAGUCAACAAAUUUGUGCACGGCUUAUGAGACAUAAACAUAUGGUACCGAAUCCUGACAUGAAGGGAACACUUCAGGAUCCUAAAUGGAGUCUCGAACGAAGGGAGUCAUCGGGACAUUUGGUUUGGCGCAAGGAAUCUCCAAGUUCUAAAGUACGGUUUCGAUUUGAUGUUGAAGUAUUGGAAUUUGAGAAACAACCUCAUGAAGAUAUUGAAGAAAGUAACGAUGGAUUUUCACUUGGAAAUAUUACAUCAACAAUAGUAUUUUGUGCCACCUGCGUUGUGGGCGUGGCUGUUAGCAUUUUCUUACCCUGGUAUCUUAUGGAGAAGGCGAUAUCUUCUAGUUUAUAGGACUGCCUUCCAAUACGUCCUAAUUUAAACUUUUUUUGUAUACAUAUGUACCUUUGUAAUUACAUUUAAUUCUUGUGAAUAUACAUACAUACAUAUGUAUGUGUCACAAAUGUGCCUUAUAACUAGAGUAGCUGAAAUAUUUCGUAAGCACUUUAGGAGUUUAAGCCAAUUUCGAAACUCGUGAGAUUAAUCUGUGAUUUGAAAGCAUCGUCAGAUUCCAAUUAUUGUUGAGGUUAAUUAUCAGAUAUCCAUGAAUAAUGUAGAAAAUCUAUAUACAUAUGUAUGUAAUAGCAUAUUUAAAUAUAAUAUUUAAUUGUAUAAUAUUUUUAUAAUUCUGCGAUAUUUAAAUAAAUAA